GCAUCAUCAUCAACCUAAAAAGCCAUCUUCGACGCCGGUUCCCGCCCUUAUUUCGUCAUUUGAUUUGCUUGGUUUUUCUUCCUUAGCCCGUUGCAUGACAAUCCCUUGACUGGAGUUGCGCACCAUGGCUGAUUGGAGGCAAGAAUACGUCGCGGGAAUUAGGGAAACAGAGAAACAACACCCGGUAGACCAGGAGCUUAUCGCAGCGUGCUCAGAGCUCCUUGACCGCGUCUCCGCUCUCGAAGCCGAAAAAGCAGCCCUCCAACCCCAGUCGCAAUCCCAACCCUCCGUGCCCCCCACAACAACCAAAGCCUCAAAACCACCAAUAUCCGACCCCUCUGACCCCGCCGGGGGGGAUACUCCCACCGUAGCCCGCCUCCGCCUCGAGGUAGCCGAAGCCCUGCGUUCGAAAGGCGAGUUCCAGCAGCGCCUCCAGGUAGCAGACGCGGAACUCGCUCGCCUCCGCACCAAGACAGCCGCCGACUCGAAGACGCUACGCAACCUCACGGCGGAGCGACGCACCCUCACCUUCAAGCUGCGAGACCGCGAGGAGGAACUCCGGGUCAAGAACAAGCUCGUGGCGGACGUGCAGGACGAGUUGGCGGUGCUCAACAUGCAGCUCGACAUGGUGGAAAAGAAGCGGGCCGAGAAGGAGGUCGAGAACAAACAGCUCGUCGAGAGGUUCAUGCAACGGGUAGGGCAGGAGGCCGAUGCCAUGAACCUGGCGAACGACCCGCUGUUCAACAAGAAGAGGUAGCAGGGCGAGCCGGCGGCUAUUUGGGAAGGUAUUCCAACCGCAAAAAACAAACGCGCUUCGCUGGGGGAGGGGGGUCGAUGGUGCUUAGUAUUCCGACAAGGAAGGUAUGUAUACUACAUUUAUUUAUCUAUGCGGUCCCUUCUUCAACC
Molecule: messenger RNA, 906 nt
Organism: Chaetomium fimeti
Lineage: Eukaryota; Fungi; Ascomycota; Sordariomycetes; Sordariales; Chaetomiaceae
Product: autophagy-related protein 16
Exons: 2
Coding region: 125-757 (210 amino acids)
Source: RefSeq, a predicted model, not a curated record